Solanum verrucosum is the source of this 945-nucleotide messenger RNA. RefSeq names its product probable LRR receptor-like serine/threonine-protein kinase RFK1. Gene Ontology annotation, molecular function: protein kinase activity; ATP binding. Gene Ontology annotation, biological process: protein phosphorylation. NCBI's taxonomy places the organism in Eukaryota, Viridiplantae, Streptophyta, Magnoliopsida, Solanales, Solanaceae. The transcript is spliced from 3 exons. The record is from RefSeq and is a predicted model, not a curated record. Bases 229 to 732 code for a protein of 167 amino acids.
UCUGGAUUGGCCCACAAGGUUUAGGAUCUGUCUCGGAAUAGCAAGAGGUCUAGCUUUUCUACAUGAGGAAUCAAGCCUAAAAAUUGUACAUCGGGACAUCAAAGCUACCAAUGUGCUUCUGGAUGGACAGCUCAAUCCCAAAAUCUCCGACUUUGGACUAGCUAGACUCACUGAAGAUGAGAAGACCCAUAUUAGUACUCGAGUUGCUGGAACAAUGUAAGAGGAUACAUGGCACCAGAAUAUGCACUCUGGGGUUAUUUGACUGACAAGGCAGAUGUUUACAGCUUUGGAGUUGUACUUUUGGAAACUGUCAGUGGAAAGAACAACAAUAACUACAUGCCGAGCCACACUAGCAUUUGUCUCUUAGAUUGGGCCUGUCAUUUGCAUCUGAGUGGGAGUAUAGAGGAGCUCAUAGAUCAGAGAUUGGGGUCUGAUAUUAAUAAACAAGAAGUGGAAAAAAUAGUAAAAGUGGCACUCUUGUGCACUAGUGCCACUCCCUCACUCAGGCCUAUCAUGUCCGAGGUAGUGUCUAUGCUUGAAGGACGAAUCGCUAUUCCAGAUGAAAUUCCAGAGGCAAGUACUUAUUCCAAUGAUCUGAGGUUUAAAGCCAUGAAAGAUUUUCAUCAAGAGAGGCAAAAUCAGAAGCUAAUUCAAACCCAAACUCAAAACACCAUAACUAUUCGAACUGACAUGGGCUCUUCUUCUGCAUCUACAACUAAUAUGUUCGAUUAAGUUCAGUUUCAAGAUCAAACAGACACGUAAUGUCACUUCAUCCAUGGUAAGCCUGGCUCAUUCUAACUUCUUGUGUUCUCGAGGGUGCUAGACCACCUCCACGUGUAUUUAUACUUGUAAUUAAGCAAUUUGUUCAAUUUUUUUAUAGCAGGCUUGCUGUCUAAUGUAAAUACAUGUUUCAGUUUUGAGGCAAAGGAUGCAACAUUUUUUUCU